CCCCCAUAUCCUUGCUGCGCUGUCUCCUGCUGACGUGUCUGCCUCUCUGCUCCCUCCCCCCCGCAGCCACAGGACACUGCCACCCUGCAGACAUGGCUGCGGCCAGGAUCCACAUUUCCCUCCUGGCUCUGCUCGUACAAAUCGCACACGGCAGCCAGCCUCUGGAGCGCAGGUUCUCCGACUUGAAGCGCUGCGCAGAUGAGGAGUGCAGCUUGCUGAUGUGCAGGGGGAAAGCCUUAGAAGAUUUCACAGGUCCUGAUUGCCGCUUUGCGAAGAUUAAAAAGGAUGAAACAAUAUAUGUCUACUUCAAAUUGGUAGGACGAUCGACGAGCCUUUGGGCGGGGACAGUUGGCAGUAGUUUUGGAUAUUUUCCAAAGGACCUUGUUGAUAUAAAACAAGUUUACACAACAGAUGAACUUGAAUUACCAACAGAUGAUACAGAUUUUAUAUGUUCUGAGGGAGGAACAGAUAAUUUUGACAAUUAUAAUGUUGACGAACUUUUAAAUAAACCAAAACAAAGCACAGAAGUCAAAGAGGGGACAAGUUUAGAAAAAGAAACACAACCAGGGGAUCCGCCUGAUGGAGAGUUAGGGGGCAAGGAAGAACCUCCCCCUAUUGAAAGCGCAAGCAAUGACCAUCAGAAAAGGAGAGAGGAAGAUGAUGAGAGACCCCAUCAAACAGAACUCUCUCCAAGUUUAGACAAAAUAGAAGAUAAUCAGAAGGAUAUUAAAGAUGAAGUCAUAAAUAGUCAAACAGAAGAUUCUCAGGGAGGCAAAGUUGCACAUGAUUCCACAGAAUCACUUUUAGGCAAAUCACAAGUGCCAGGUGAACAUGCCGAAUAUGGCAGUCUAUCUCAGGAAGGACCUGCUGGGUCUAAUAAAGACUUGAAUGCUUAUACAAUUAUUGAUAAAGACACUAUUCAUGAUUUGAAAACCCAUAUAGGUACAUCAGCUGAUGCUGUUGUGACUAAUGAUGAGGAUACAAGGCGUGUAACAAAAGAUUACACACUCACAGACGAAGACACAGAAGAGGAUAAAAAACUUGAUCAUGUAGAAGAAGGGAAAGAUGAACAGUUAAAUGAGCCACCUUGGUUAUCUUAUGAAAACUUAAAUGAGGAAGGAGCGAGUAUCGAUAAAGCGGUGUCAUUGGAAAAUGAAUCAACCCUUGACCAUCAAGAAGAUCCAUUCCCCAAAGAUGAGGUUAAGACAGAAGACAGUAUUGGACAAGCAACACCAGUAAAACAAGAAGAUACGUUAGUGACUUCUUGGGGUGACACCAUCUUUGCCAUUGUUACUGGUGGUGAAGUAACAAAAGAAGUCACAAGCUUUGAUGAAACAGACUCUGAAGAAGAAACAGAGGAAGAAGAUGUUGAUAAAAAUAUGUCAGAAGAACAACAAACGUUUUUGCUUGGCAUGGAGAAACCUCAAACUCUGCAUACAGAGCACUCCACUGAUCAGGAAAAUACAUUUUUGCACGUAGAGGAUUCUCAGAAACUAGAAAAACCCCAAACAGAUACUGAUACAUUACUGGAACCCCCAAAAAACUCUUCAGACAGUUUGAGCAAUGAGUCUUCUAAUCAUGCUACUGCUAAUGAUAAUCCUUCUGAUAAUCCAGAAUUGUUAGUAAACAGCCAAAGCACGGAAGAAGCAACUGGAGUGGAAAAAGAAUUAGGAACACUAGAUGAACAGCCAUCAAUAGAGAAAGAUAUAGAAAAGGCUGAACCUGCAACUGAUGUUGAACAUCAAUCUGCAGUGGAAAUAAAGCAGUCUAAUGUUUCAGAAGAGCUUGCAUCAACAGAGGAAAAAACAGCAGUAUUGGAUGAGUCCACAAAUGAAGGAGGAGGAGAAACAGAAAGUAGUUUGAAAAAUGUGGGUACACCAGAUGAUCUUCAAGAUGUUAAACUUAAAUCUGAAGGGCAAGAACCAGCAGAAUCUGAUAACUCCAAAAAAGAAAGUGGAGAAGUGGAAGACGGACAGAGGAAAGCUGGGACACCAGACCCAGAACAUCAGGAUGGGAAACUUCUACCUACAGAGAAAGAACCAACAGUAUUACAUGAUUUCCAAAAAGAAGGUGGAGAAACAGAAGAUGGAAAACUUACAUCUACAGAGAAGGAACUAGCAGUAUCGGAAGACUCCAAAAAAGAGGAAGGUGGAGAAACAGAAGAUAGUCUGAAGAAAGAUGAUACUUUAGACCUCAAUCUUCAAGAUGGAAAACUUACAUCUACAGAGAAGGAACUAGCAGAAUCUGAAGACUCCAGAAAAGAGGAAGGUGGAGAAACAGAAGAUGGUCUGAAGAAAGACGAUACAUUAGACCUCCAUCUUCAAGAUGGCAAACUUACAACAGCAGAGACCGAGCCAGCAUCAUCAGAAGACUCCAGUAAAGAAGAAAGUAGAGAAACAGAAGAUAGUCAGAGGAAAGUAGAUGCGCUAGACCCAGACCUUCAUGAUGACAAAAUUACAUCUACAGGGAAGGAACCAGAUGUAUUUGAUGAUUCCAAUAAAGGAGGAAAAGAAAUGGAAGAUAGUCUUAAGCAAGAGGGUACACUAGACCCAGCUUUUCCCAAUAGCAAACUUACAGCUACAGAGAAGGAACCCACAGUAUCGAAUGACUCUAAAGAAGGAGGUGAAGCAUUGGAUCAUCUGAGGGAAGAGCGUACAGUAGACGCAGAUCUUCAUGAUAGCAAACUUACAUCUAUAGAGAAAGAACCAGAAGUAUUGAAUAACUCCAAUAAAGCAGAAGGUGGAGAAACAGAAGAUAAUCAGAAAAAAGUAGAUGCACUAGCAAAUCAAGAGGGAACACUAGACCCAGAGAAAGAACCAACAGUAUUGGAUGACAUUAAAAAAGAAGAUAGAGAAAUUGAAGAUGGUGAGAGAAAAGUGGGUACACAAGAUCCUGACCUUGAAGAUGCCAAAACAUCUACCGAGCAAGAAGCAGCAGUACUUGAUGACUCAAAAAAUGAAGCUGGAGAAAUGGAAGUUGGUAGACUAGACCUAGAUCUUCAAGAUGGCAAAUCUUUAGAACUACCUAUGGCUGUUACUGAUCUAGAGCAUUCUAAAACAGAUGAAGGAGAGAACAAAGAUCCAGCAGAAAUUAAGAUUAAAUCAGAUUCUGCUGACACAGCUGUAGUUCAAGGUGAUAACCCCCUGAAAAAUACAGAGGAAUCAUUAGAAGAUACUGCAGACAACAGAGUAGUAGACCAGUCAUCAAGUAUGCCAGAGGUCCAACAUGGUCAAGAAACAGAUUUUAUAGGGCAAGGGCUAACAGAAGAAGUCAUAUCAUCAAGUGAACUGCCAGAGAUGCCUGAAGGAAUAAAAUCUGCUGACCAGGAGAAAAGUAGUACUGGAGAAGUUGUAGAUCCUGUAGAACAAGAAGGUGAUAAACCCCUAAGUCCACUUCCAGUGGAACAUUCUAUCAAAGAAUCUGAAAGCCUCCGCAAAGACACCAAAGACUCCAAGGACAACAUGCUGAACAGUCCAACAGUAGAUGCAGCAGAAUCUGAAGAAGCACUUUCCAGUGAAAUAGAUUCUGAAAAGAUUCAACUGAAUUUGGAAGAAAAUACAACUCAAAGUAAUAACUUCAAUGCUUCUGAGCCUGGCAUUACUAAUGAACAAGAUGAUUAUGAUGCAGACCCCAAUGAAGAAAAUCAGCUGGAAGAUGAAAAUGCUGCGAGUGCAGUAUUAUCUCAGCAAAAUAUGGGAAAAAAUAACGAAGAAACAAAAGAUCCUAUUAAUGAGAAAGUGGAGGAAAGUUCUGGGAGCCCUAAUAAUCUCCAGAACUCAGACAUGCUGAAUUCUGACAAAGCCUCGCUCAAUCCAAUCCAAGAUACAGAAACUAAGGAAGGUAAAGAAACAGAAUUAAAUAUGCAGAUGCCCUCAGUUCCGACUCAGGAGAGCGAAGACGGCACAGUUCAAGCAGCCAACCAGAUGGAUCCUUUACAGGAAAGCAACAAAACAGAAGACUCUUCAUUGCCAUCCAGUGAUGAGGAUGUGAAGGAAGAAGAUGAAACGGAUAAUGAGAUAACAUCUUACGCAGAUGACAUUAGAAACUUAGUGAUUAUAAAAUCAUAUUUAGAUGAUGAACAAAUAAAUGAAUGCAUAAAAUACCUUGGUCCUGAGAAUAUAGUAAGGGUAGAAGCCAUGUUUCAUGACAUGGAAUCUGAACUGAAGCUGGCAAGGAAAGGUCAAGUAAGACAAGACUACAUUGACAAAGCUUUGGAUGAAAUCUUGGAAUCAUCAGAAACGUCUAUUCUUGACUUUGUUGAGGCCGUCUUGGACGAGAGGGAAGCAAGUAAUGAAGAAAUUGAUGCCUCGGAAAACAAUAUGUUUGAUGGUGAAACAUAUUUGCUGGAAAAUAUCCAAGAAAUUGCAUAUAAGUUGAGACAGAAACAUUCAGCCUACAGCGAUAGCACUCACCUUGCCCCUGGGGUACAAGCGGAGGAACAAGACUCACCCUUGGAAGAAAAAGAGCCACCUAAUGAGAGAAACCAAGAGGAAGAAAAACUUGCAGAUUUUGGUCAACCUAAUGAGAAAAACCAAGAGGAGGAAAAACUUGAUGAUUCUGGCCAACCUAAUGAGAAAAACCAAGAGGAGGAAAAGCUUGAUGAUUCUGGCCGACCUAAUGAGAGAAACCAAGAGGAGGAAAAGCUUGAUGAUUCUGGCCGACCUAAUGAGAAAAACCAAGAGGAAGAAAAGCUUGAUGAUUCUGGCCGACCUAAUGAGAGAAACCAAGAGGAGGAAAAGCUUGAUGAUUCUGGCCGACCUAAUGAGAAAAACCAAGAGGAGGAAAAGCUUGAUGAUUCUGGCCGACCUAAUGAGAAAAACCAAGAGGAGGAAAAGCUUGAUGAUUCUGGCCGACCUAAUGAGAGAAACCAAGAGGAGGAAAAGCUUGAUGAUUCUGGCCGACCUAAGGAGGAAGAAAAGCUUAAUGAUUCUGGCCAACAGAAUGAGAAAAACCAAAAGGAGGAAAAACUUUAUGAUUCUGGCCAACCUAGGGAGGAGGAAAAGCUUGAUGAUUCUGGCCAACCUAAUGAGAAAAACCAAGAUGAGGAAAAACUUGAUGAUUCUGGCCGACCUACCGAGAGAAACCAAGAGGAGGAAAAGCUUGAUGAUUCUGGCCGACCUAAGGAGGAGGAAAAACUUGAUGAUUCUGGCCAGCCGAAUGAGAAAAACCAAGAGGAGGAAAAACUUGAUGAUUCUGGCCAACCUAGGGAGGAGGAAAAGCUUGAUGAUUCUGGCCAACCUAAUGAGAAAAACCAAGAGGAGGAAAAGCUUGAUGAUUCUGGCCGACCUACCGAGAGAAACCAAGAGGAGGAAAAGCUUGAUGAUUCUGGCCGACCUACAGAGAGAAACCAAGAGGAGGAAAAGCUUGAUGAUUCUGGCCAACCUACCGAGAGAAACCAAGAGGAGGAAAAGCUUGAUGAUUCUGGCCAACCUAGGGAGGAGGAAAAGCUUGAUGAUUCUGGCCGACCUACCGAGAGAAACCAAGAGGAUGAAAAGCUUGAUGAUUCUGGCCGACCUAAUGAGAAAAACCAAGAGGAGGAAAAGCUUGAUGAUUCUGGCCAACCUAAUGAGAGAAACCAAGAGGAGGGAAAUCUUGAUGAUUCUGGCCGACAGGAAGUUGUUUCUGAGCAGCACAUAGAGAAUAAAGAAGAGGUUCUUGAGAUGGAAUCACAUACUGAUAAAAACCUGGAACCCCCAUUCCUUUCAGAUCAUAAUGUAGAAACCUCUGAGACCUCCCCACCACUUGCACAUCCCACAGAUUCUGCACCGGAGGAAACUAUCCCAAAUGAAAAGGAACCUGAGCAAGAAGUGACCGCUGAAGUGGAAGUCGAAAGUACUUAUUUUAUUACAGAGAAGGUCACGGUCCCAGAAGCCAUCCAAAUGCUAACCAGUUUGCUCAACGCCACCAAGGAAUCACUUGCCCCCCUCACUGAAUCACUUAUUUCAGCACUGCCUGAAGAUAUCCGACCCGGUCCUGAUUUCCACGGUGUGCAAUGGGAAGCUGUGAUCGUAACAGCCGUAGUUGGACUCAUAACCAUUUUAAUUUUGUUCUGGCGAACCUGCCUAUCGGUCAAAAGCAGAGUUUAUCAAGUCAAUGAAAAGCAGCUGGCAGAGAAGAUAGCAAACCUGGUGAAGGAAAAAAGUGAGGCCUUAGAAAAAAUAUCUGAAUGUGAAAAGAAGAUAAAGGAAGCGAAAGAGUCCGAGUCCACUACACUGAAGAAGAGCACCGACCUUCUGGCUGAAGCUGCAGCUCUCAAGGCCACCAUUAAGGAGCUAAAGGAUUCCAACAAGGCUUUAGAUUCAAAAAUGAGGAACAUAAUGAAUGACCUUGUCUCUCAGAAAGAGCAGAGCAAGAAGAAACAGGAAAUGAUCAACGAGGGGCAGAAAUCUAUAGAAAAACUUCAAGAUAAGUUUUUGGAGCACACAGUUGAACUGUCGGAGCUUCAAGCUGCUCUGAAUGAAGUAAAACUGAAAGAGGCAAAAGUGCGAAAUGAACUGCGUGGUGUGAAGGAUGAGAACUCCCGACUCAAAGAGACAAAGGAGCAGCUGCUAAAAGAAGCUGAAGGGUGGAGUGAAAGGCAGCGAGAGCUUGAUGAGCAGAUACAGCUGCAGCAGAAGUCUCACAAAGAUCUGGAGGAAACCCUGGCCUACAAAGAAAAUGAGAUUGAGGUUUUAACCAACUGCAUCAUGCAACUAAAACAGCUUGAGGCGGACUCAACACUGGUAGAAGAUGGUAACUGGCAGCAGGCAGGGGAUGGGGAAUUGGCAAAUGGAGAGGUUCCAGAGAAGCAGAAGGAGAAAAUGAAAGUGCAGAUUAAGCAAAUGAUGGAUGUCUCAAGGGUUAAAACCACCUUAUCAAUAAUUGAGGAAGAAAAAGACCUCUACCAAAGAAAACUGGCGGAUGAGGUUUCUGCACGACAUGACCUUGAAGAACAAAUUCAGCAACUUCAGCACGACGGCAGCUCCUUGCAGUCAGACAAGACGCGCCUGGACAACGAAUGCAAAACUCUGCGCCAGAAAGUUGAAAUCCUUACAGAACUGUACCAGCAGAAGGAGAUGGCCCUGCAAAAGAAACUUACACAGGAGGAGUUUGAGCGGCAAGACAAGGAGCAGAAGCUGACGAUGGCUGACGAAAAGGCUGUCUCGGCUGUAGCAGAAGUCAAAAUCUACAAGCAGCGAAUUCAAGAAAUGGAAGAAGAGCUACAGAAAACGGAAAGGUCCUUCAAAAACCAGAUUGCAAGCCAUGAAAAGAAAGCUCACGAAAACUGGCUCUCUGCUCGGUCAGCUGAGAGAACCUUGGCAGAAGAGAAACGAGAGUGUGCAAACCUCCGGCAGAAAUUAAUUGAAGUCAACCAAAGAGUUGCAGAGCUCCAGAGACCUGCCAUUGUGAAGCCGACGCCAGGAAGGCCAGAGCAUCAGCAAUCACUAAAGAGAGGUAAUCUGAGCAGAGAUGGCUCAUUUGGACCUUCCCCUGUAAGUGGGGGAAAUCCUUCACCUCCUUUAAUGAUGGAUGUAUCCGGAAGGUCAUCAUCUGCCAACCUUAAUAGAUCUGAGGGUCCUAAGGGUGACUUUGGUGCAAUGGACAUUCCACCCGGACCAAGGUGUUCCCAAGCUGAUAUGUCUGGAAGAAUCUCCGCACCAGUGGAACUUGGCCAUUUGGCUUCUAUGGGCCCAAGAACAUCCUCUCCUUCGAUGACAGUGGAUGGCAUGCCAAAUCCACCUCAUGAGCCCGAGGCCCCAAGUGUGGCUCCUAGCUUUCCCCCACCUGACGAAGCGGAGGCAGUUCUCCCAGGAGCUAAAGGUCCUCCGUCAUUUCCUGGGACGCCAGUCAUGAAUUCGCCAGCGUCCGCAGCUUUGAUGUCACAGCCCCCGGUGCCACGGAUGAUUGGGCCUCUUCCUCCCAGAGGGCCCUUAGGACCUCGACCUUCACAAUUGCAUGGCCCGCCUCCUGGAAUGAGACCUUUGUUACCACCUGGUCCAAUGCCUUCAGAUCCCAGAGGUUUUAUCCGUGGACCCCUUGGCCCUAGGGAUUAUCCCCCUGGUCCUGUGCCACCUCCUGGGCCUAGGGAUUACGCCAUGCUACCUCCUGGAGUAAGGGACUUCCCACCCGGAGCUCCUAUUCCUGGUCCUCGGGAUUUCCCUCCAGGUCCCCCUCUAGCAAGAGACUUCCCACCAGGACCACCGCCUCCAGGGGUGAGAGAAUUCCCACCAGGACCACCGCCGCCGGGGGUGAGAGACUUCCCACCAGGACCACCGCCUCCAGGGAUGAGAGACUUCCCUGCAGGAGUUAGAGAAAUGACCCCAGGAAUGCCACCCCCAGGAGCAAGAGACUUCCCACCUGGCCUCCCCCCUCCAGGGGCAAGAGAAUUUAUAAGAGGACCUCCUCAUCCUGGAGCUAGAGAUUUUAUCCCGGGACCUCCUGGUGCUAGAGAAUUUCAUCCCGGUCCCCCAUUUCAAGGCGUUAGGGAAUUCCCGCCCCCUCGACCGCCCUCUGGAGCAAGAGACUUUAUUCAAGGCCCCCAGCACAUCGGAGGUCGGGACUUUGCUGCAGGGCCUCAUCCCGGAUCCUUCCCGGUCGGCCCAUCUCUGCCUGAUCAGCGAGUUCUCCCUCCCGCACACACAGACCAUGAACUCCCACCGGAACCCAAACCCUAACAUGGCUGCUACGGAAAUGGACGCUAGCUAAAAAAAUAAAAAUACACUCAGUAGUUGUCCAAUUGGAUACAGCGUUACUGGUUUACACCCCAACCCCCCCCGAUUUAUUUCACUCGUCUUAUAUUUGCAAUAAAUAUUUUAUGCUCUUUGUUUAUGGGGGAUUUUUAAUUAAUUAUUUUGGAUCUUGCAAUUUCAAGCCGUGCAAUACAGUCACGCCUGCCCCCCCCCCGUCCCCUCUAACGUACCAUUAUUUGUCUUAAAGAAACGAAUGUCAACAUUUCCUGUGGAAAUACACUUUAUAAUGACAUUGCAAUGGCUUCUCCACGCCCGGCUAGCCUACACCACUGGUUUACAUAGAAUAAAGAAUUGUUUUUAAUGUCUGGGAAUACCAGAAGCGCACAUAACCUGUAAAUCAGAGAAUCAUUCUAAUAAUAAAGAAUAGGAAAACUA
Messenger RNA from Xenopus tropicalis (tropical clawed frog), 9104 nucleotides. It is a transcript of the gene mia3, whose product is annotated as MIA SH3 domain ER export factor 3. Gene Ontology annotation, biological process: animal gross anatomical part developmental process; system development. The transcript is spliced from 29 exons. The record is from RefSeq and is a predicted model, not a curated record. NCBI's taxonomy places the organism in Eukaryota, Metazoa, Chordata, Amphibia, Anura, Pipidae. Bases 93 to 8654 code for a protein of 2853 amino acids. Gene Ontology annotation, cellular component: endoplasmic reticulum membrane.